AUGGUUCUUAUGACGUCGACCAUCAUCGGUCGCCGGCCGGUUCAGAGUCCAGUUCCUUUGCUACCGAUCGAUCGAGUGACGAUCGACGAAGGGGUCGCCUCUGGUACGUUUGUUAGACGACCGGACGAGGUGGCUGAAAGCCGCUAUCGUUGCCACCUUAUAGCAAUCAGCUCCGAUUCGAAGUCAUCGUUUAUCCGCUGUCGUUGUUUGAAAGUCAAUUUGUCCACCGGUUUAACGGAUUGCUUCAUGUUGUCUUUUGACAACCAUCUGUUGCAGGUUUCUUUAACUCAAUCGUCAGUAAUCACCGUCCUCAUCACCUCGACUAAUUGUCAACUACGGAAAAUCCGACUGUACAUGCGAUUUCUGCUUCUUUGA
This is a messenger RNA of Soboliphyme baturini, 375 nucleotides long. NCBI's taxonomy places the organism in Eukaryota, Metazoa, Nematoda, Enoplea, Dioctophymatida, Soboliphymatidae. The record is from the annotation of a GenBank genome assembly.